This is a messenger RNA of Trichoplusia ni (cabbage looper), 4178 nucleotides long. RefSeq names its product protein jagunal (gene jagn). Gene Ontology annotation, cellular component: endoplasmic reticulum membrane. The record is from RefSeq and is a predicted model, not a curated record. Gene Ontology annotation, biological process: endoplasmic reticulum organization; vesicle-mediated transport. The transcript is spliced from 4 exons. Lineage: Eukaryota; Metazoa; Arthropoda; Insecta; Lepidoptera; Noctuidae. The coding region runs from base 960 to 1562 and encodes 200 amino acids.
CUUUCAAGAGCCGAUCGGUUAUUGUCCUUUAUUAAUUUCGAAAAUCUUACUUAUUGCUGUAUAAGGGAGGGACUACAAAAACUUUGAUCAAAAUAACUCGGUGUUUUCAUUUUUGAUCGUCUAAUUUAAGAUACAGACAGUUCUUUGAACAUUUAAUAGAAGAAAACUUAUUUUAGUAAAACCAAUUAAAGCGUACGCCCUCUGAGUAGUAUGCAUUCGAAAAUGUAGGUUGUGUCCAUUUCUCUACUUAGUACUUAGCAGUACUAUAUAGUGUAAAAUUAAAUCAUACGUUAUAUACCUACCUUCUAUUUAAGGUUGGCUAUUUUUGAUAUAUCUGGUGAAUUAAGUUGUGCAUUAAGUGUGUCUUUAAAGCAUUUCAUAAUUCAAGCUGUAAAAAUAUGGGCGUAUAAUUAGUAUCAGUAAACUUUUUGCAGCUUCUUCGUAAAAUAAGCUUAAUAUUUUGUUUUGAAACUGUUCCAGCUGCAAAGUGCAAAUAAUGUACACGAAUAAUAAAAUUUCAGCGUGUAUCCGAAAGUAAAAUUAAGAAUGUCAAAUGUACGUUUCUUUCCGUAGUUUCUUUCUGUAAAACAUUUCAUUCUGAACAGAGGGUUACAAUUUGUUUUAAGAUUGUAAAAGACUUCAAGCGAUAUAAAAAAGUAUCUGAUAUUAUUUUAUAUUCUAAGUGAAAUAUUAUGCGGUAGUUGCUUUAUUAAUCUUAAAUAAAUAAAUAAAGUUCGUGUCUAUUUGUUCAACAUACUAAGUGUAUCGGAACGUAGUCAAAAACCUUGAGACGUUGGCAUUUUUGGCAUUUCGUUGGCUCUCGUUUGGCAGAUGGGGAAAAUGAAUUGAUCGAAAAGAAAAAUCUUUGCCAGGAUUAUCUGAAUGAUGUCAUUUGAGUGAACUAAGAUCGUGUUAAAGUUUAAAUUUUGUUUGUGUUAUAAUAAUAUUUAGUUAGAAAAAUGGCUUCGCGUGGAGGUCCUAUGGUGACUGGUACCAAUGGUGCCGAUUUUGAACAUAGAGAGAAAAUAGCAGCACAAUAUCAGAUUAGUGCUCUAAACAAGUCUCGCCUGAAGUACUGCGUGUUCUUCCACCACAUGAUGUUCCUGGUGAUGCUGGCGAAGCUCUCCGCUGACAUCCUCGACAAACUCGAUAUAUUCAUACUGGAGAUUGAGGAGCUGCAGAUACCACAGCCUCUUUGGUGGGAGUACAUCUGGUGCCUCUCUCUGCUGCUUUCCUUCCUCGGCCUCUCAGCAAUUAAACGCAACAACAUACGCCAGCUGCGACACUACAUGUACGGGAUCACGGCGCUGGGCUUCGGGCCCCUGCUGUACUGCGUGCUGUACUACUGCGGCGAUGUGUGGCGGUACCUGACGAUGGACGAGGAUGAGGACGACAGCAGCGAGGUCGACAUCGAGCUGUGGCAGGUGGGUGGCUUCCCCUACGGGCUCCUGUGGUACGCGUUUGUGUUGCUGGCGUCACAAAUACACUUCUUCCAGCUCUACUUCUCCUUCAACCUACUAAAAGCGUGGCGCGCGAGGGGAGCGCUAAGGAAAACCGACUAACCGCACUAGACUUACGGUUCAUUUCCUUUGAUCAUGCAUACACUGCCAGUGUGAAUGGAACAGGUAUUCUGUGUGAUGGUUUGUGACAAUGGUUAGCUUUUAUCCAGUUUGUAAAUUAAUUUUAGCCAAUAAUUGGUUAAACGUUAUAGUACUUUAUUUUGUAUUUGAACUGCUAUUCUCGAUCUAAAUGCUAUGGCAAUUAAAAAAUGUUUUAGGUUUAGAAGUGACAUAAAAUUGAAAAGGCAAAAUAUCAAUAACGAACUGGAGGAACGCUUACCAAAUUCAAGGUUAGUUAAAAUACCACAAAUUUUCAAACAAUUGUAGUUGCAAUUUCACUGUUUUGAAAUAGCUUUCGCACUAUUUCCAACUACUUUGUCACGACUGGAAUGAAUGUUAGAGGGCUACAACCAACGAAAUCGACACAACUGGCAAAUUUAAUAAUAAGUUAAACAAUUUUGUAUAUUAUCAAAAGUUAGUCAUUCAUUUAUUUAUAAGUGUAAUCCAUUUUCAUACUCAUGUAAAUUGGUUAAAGUUUCAAAAGACACAUUUUAUUGCAGUUGACACAAUACAUACAUAGUGUAAAUAAUUUAUGUAUUAACGUUUAAUAGUAUAAUGACCAAUACUGAAACGCGACUCAGUUUUAAAUCACCGUUGUAAAAAAUAUGUUAGAUCUACCUUCAUGAUAUUUUAGUGUUUGGUAAUAGGGAUGAUGACUGGUUAUAAAGAUGAAAAUGUUUUAAGUCUAAAAUAAAGUGUUCUAAAGUUCACGAGUGGCUUAUGACGUAACGACUUAGCAAAUUUUACUCUCAAAAGUGACGUCAUGCGUAUUUUCCAUUCACUGUAAUUUGACCAAUUUUGCGAGAAAAUAAAUACUUCUCAAUUUUAAUUUAUUAAAAUACAUGACUUACAUUUAGUGUCAUCAUCCCUAUUAACAUGUACCGUACGAUACAAAGGCCUAGUCCCGGUCUAAAAUAUACAAUGUAUAAUUAAAGAAUUUAACUUGAUACUGCUAUUUCGCUCUGUCUAUUUUAUAUAUCUGUAGGAGCGAGCGAAAGAGCAAGAUUCUUAGUUGCUUCAAUCACAAGUAUGGCCUACAGUCAGAUAUCGAAUUUUUCGAAGUUCUAUCGCCGUCUCUUUCUUUCUCUAUUAUCUUUAUAUGGCUAUUUCAAGGUAUAUACGCUGUAUUAUAAGGAAUAGUCUAUCAGACCUCAAUCAGUGGCCUGGCAAAAUAUCGAACUCUAUAUUACUGACUUAGUAUUAUUUCUCAAUAAAACUAAGUGGAUUUUGAUAUUUGUGUUCUGGCAACACUGACAAGUGCUUAGUGUUGCCAUUAUUGGAAUUCUUUAAACAGACAUUGUCCUUACUUAUCUAAAAAGGAUUAUAUUGCCCCAUAUGCUACUAUCUCACAUUUCUUAGUUAAUUUAUAAAUCAUACAAAUAAAGCAAUGAAUUGAAAACAAAAUUAAAGGAACAUGAAAUCGUUCUUAUAUGAACAAUUAUGAUAGUUAGUAAGGAAAUAUAACUCAAUCUCUAUUUUAGAUACAUGUUUAGUAUUUAAAAUAUUAAAUGUAGUUUUUGAAGCACAAAUGACAUUUGAUUAUUCUGAAAAUAUGUAACUUUAAUCGAGCAAUUUUACUUACCGGGAGGGGCUGUUGUCCAGCUUUGGGACAGGUGCGUGGGCCUGCAGGUUAUUAUCUAUCUGUUUUAAGCCAUUUGUGGAAGGCCAUAUACGAUUUUUCUUUAAUUUAUAAUCUAUGGUAAGAUUAUAAAGUAUGGAAUGCACGAUUGCAUCAUUAAAGUUACCUAUUUGCCAUGUCUAAUAUAUUUUUCAAUUAAUAUAUGAUGUAACAAUGUUAAGUACUUAAAUAUACAUACUAAAUUGAUGUUCUAGUGUGUAUUUAGAUUGUUGAAAUUAAUUUAAAAUUUACAUUUAUUUAAAUUGUUAUUGUCAAAAAGGUUUUCUUCGAUGACGGGUAAAUAGCAAUACGUUUUGGUGCACAUUUGACUGAAUAGUUGAUUUUAAGACUAGUUGAUCGGUCUUUAUUUGUUGAUCUUGUGUCGGAUUUUGUUACUAAAUACAUGUCGGAUGCAUGGCUGCUGUGCCAAAAAUAGAGGGAUAUAUUAUAUUUACUCGAAAACAAGUCUUUGACAUCGCGUUCGGAUUGACUUUUGGUGUUAAAUUGGAAACUACAAGACAGGGGUUAAAAUAAAACCGUUAAUCAUAUUUUGUUUUUGUACACUACACUAGCGCCACCGAGAAUGAACUUAACUAAUGUCAUUUUCGCACAAAUCAGAUUCAUUUGCUGGCAGCAAGGUACUGUACACAGGUGCAGAUGAAGAAGACUGCAAUGAAGUUUGACAGCUAUAUUAGCGGCAAAUAAUUCAUCUUUCGACGGAAAUUAAUAACGUAUUCCCGUUGCAUAAUAAAAAAAGUAAGAUAGUUUUUUAAACGCGGUGUCAAAGAACGAAUAAAAAUGGCUACCUAAACACGAUGUAUAAGUGUAAGGAUGUAAAUAAAUAUAUUUAUAGGGGUUCAGUUCAAUUAAUAGUGUUUAAGUGUUUGAUUGUUUUCAAAGUUUUCCCUUGGUCUAUUUGUUUUUUAAUAAUAAAAUAUUUU